AUGAAGACCCCAGGCUUUUUGAGAAGGCGUAGGGAUAGCCAGAAAGAACCACCCCCUUAUACGGAAGACAUCGCGUCGAAGCCCACUCGCUCCAUUAAAGCAACAGAUUCCCCUCAAUGGCGCUGGACAGAAGCACAGUGCCAAGAGUGGUUCGCUGCGGUCUUCGUUCGAUUUCUCGAGAAAUCGCCAGAAGAAGCUGCACGGUUAUCGCGCUCCAUAAAGGGCUGGGGUCCAAGUAUAUACAUGGAGGUGGGAAUACAUCCGAUUGAAGAGUACAACAUGCAGCAAAAUCAAAACCUCGCAGAAUCCAACUAA
Molecule: messenger RNA, 315 nt
Organism: Mollisia scopiformis
Lineage: Eukaryota; Fungi; Ascomycota; Leotiomycetes; Helotiales; Mollisiaceae
Exons: 2
Coding region: 1-315 (104 amino acids)
Source: RefSeq, a predicted model, not a curated record